Messenger RNA from Chinchilla lanigera (long-tailed chinchilla), 3246 nucleotides. RefSeq names its product zinc finger protein 780A. The transcript has 5 exons. NCBI's taxonomy places the organism in Eukaryota, Metazoa, Chordata, Mammalia, Rodentia, Chinchillidae. Gene Ontology annotation, molecular function: RNA polymerase II cis-regulatory region sequence-specific DNA binding; DNA-binding transcription factor activity, RNA polymerase II-specific. Gene Ontology annotation, biological process: regulation of DNA-templated transcription. The record is from RefSeq and is a predicted model, not a curated record. Bases 237 to 2654 code for a protein of 805 amino acids.
CAAGGAUCCUCCUGCCUCAGCCUCCGGAGUGCUGGGAUUACAGGCAUGCGCUAUCACGCCCGGCUUGUCAGAUCUUUCACAUCAUCCUGUGCAUACUUUUCAUAAGAUGCUGUGGAAAUAAAACUCUAGUUAGACUUGCGCUUGGUAAAGAAGAGACCAGUGUUUAGAUGGAAUCACAAUACCAGGAAAAGAAGAUUAAAGAAGAUUAAUCAACCAGUUUUUGUAAUUUUAAAAACAUGGUCCAUGGGUCAGUGACCUUCAGGGAUGUGGCUCUUGACUUCUGCCAGGAGGAAUGGGAAUGCCUGGACUCUAUUCAGAGAGACUUGUAUAGAGAGGUGAUGUUGGAGAACUACAACAACCUAAUUGCAGUGGCAGGAAGUACCAUUUCUAAGCCAGAUGUGAUUGCCUUACUAGAGCAAGAGAAAGAGCCCUGGAUGGGUGUGAGGAAGGAAACAAGUAGGCGGUACCCAGAUUUGGAGUCAGAUUAUGGAGCUGAGAAAAUACCUCCAGAAAAUAUUUAUGAAAUAAAUUUAUCCAAACAGAAUAUAAAGCAAAUAAGUAACAUUCCUGGCCUUAGGUCUGGCAGUUUUAGAAAUGACUCAAAACACAGUUUUGAGAGACUGAAUGGAUGUCAAGAAGAAUAUAUCAAUCAAAAGAUACUCAGCUGUGAGAAAGAAAAGCCUACUUAUACCAACUAUAUUCUUACUCACAGUACAGAUAAACUAUAUAAAUGUAAGAAAUGUAGGAAAUCCUUUAGUUGUCACUCAAAUCUUAUUCAACAUCAGAGUGUUCAUACUGGAAAGAAACCCUAUGAAUGUAAGGAAUGUGGGAAGGCCUUUAGGCUUCAUAUACAACUUGCCCAACAUCAGAAAUUUCAUACUGGUGAGAAAUCUUUUGAAUGCAAGGAAUGUGGAAAGACCUUCUUCAGUUGUGCCUCAGACCUUGUUCAACAUCAGAAUACUCAUGAUGGUAUGAAACCAUAUGAAUGUAAGAAAUGUGGGAAAAUAUUUAAUCAUAGUUCAAACCUCAGUCAGCAUCAGAAGACUCAUAGUCCUGAGAAACCCUUCGUAUGUAAAGAAUGUGGGAAGGCAUUUAGAUUUCCUUACCGACUUAUUGAACACCACAGAAGUCAUACUGGUGAGAAACCCUUUGAAUGUAAGGAAUGUGGGAAGGCUUUCAGACUUCAUCUACAACUUUUUCGACAUCAGAAAACUCACACUGGUGAGAAAUCCUUUGUAUGUAAGGAAUGUGGGAAGGAAUUUAGAUAUCGUUACCUACUUAUUGAACAUCAUAGAAUUCAUACUGGUGAGAAGCCCUAUAAGUGUAGAGAGUGUGGGAAAGGCUUUAAUCGUGGUUCAAACCUCAGCCAGCAUCAGAAGAUUCAUUCCAGUGAGAAGCCCUUUAUAUGUAAGGAGUGUGGGCAGGGCUUUAAAUAUCAUCAUCAAUACGUGGAGCAUCACAGAGUUCAUACUGGUGAGAAGACACAUAAAUGUAAGGAAUGUGGGAAGGUCUUUAUUCUUCUGACACAGUUUGUUCAACAUCAAAACAUUCAUACUGGUAAGAAGCCAUUUGAAUGUAAGGAAUGUGGAAAAACCUUCAGUUGUGGCUCAAAUCUUGCUCAGCAUCAGAAUAUUCAUGCUGGUAUGAAACCAUAUGAAUGUAAGGAAUGCGGGAAAAGUUUUAAUCGUAGUUCAAACCUCAGUCAGCAUCAGAAGACUCAUACUGGUGAGAAACCCUUUGUGUGUAAGGAAUGUGGAAGGGCAUUUAGGUAUCAUUACCGUCUUAUUGAACAUCACAGAAGUCAUACUGGUGAGAAACCUCUUGAAUGUAAGGAAUGUGGGAAGGCUUUUAGAGUUCACCUGCAACUUUCUCGACAUCAGAAAACACAUACUGGUGAGAAAUCCUUUGUAUGUAAGGAAUGUGGGAAGGAAUUUAAAUAUCAUUACCGACUUAUUGAACAUCACAGAAGUCAUACUGGUGAGAAACCCUUUGAAUGUAAAGAAUGUGGGAAGACUUUUAGACUUCAUCUACAACUUUCUAGACAUCAGAAAACUCAUACUGAUGAGAAAUCCUUUGUUUGUGAGGAAUGUGGGAAAGCAUUUAGAUACCAUUACCGACUUACUGAGCAUCACAGAAGUCAUACUGGUGAGAAACCAUUUGAAUGUAAAGAAUGUGGGAAGGCUUUUAGACUUCACCUACAACUUUCUCGACAUCAGAAAACACAUACUGGUGAAAAAGCCUUUGUAUGUAAGGAAUGUGGGAAGGCGUUUAGAUACCAUCACCGACUUAUUGAACAUCAUAGAAUUCAUACUGGUGAGAAGCCCUAUAAAUGUAGGGUAUGUGGGAAGGGCUUUAAUCGUGCUUCAAACCUCAGUCAGCAUCACAAAAUUCAUUCUGGUGAGAAACCCUUUAUAUGUGAGGAAUGUGGGCAGGGCUUUAAAUAUCAUCACCAAUAUGUGGAACAUCACAGAAUUCAUACUGGUGAAAAACCCUAUGAAUGUAAGGAAUGUGGAAAGACUUUCAGACUUCACUUACAACUUUCUCGACAUCGGAAAAUUCAUACUGGUGAGAAUUCUUUUGAAUAUAAGGAAUGUGAGACUCCUUCAGACGUCACUACUAACGUACUGAACAUCAGGGAAUUUAUACUCAUAUGAAAUCCUAUGAAUGUGAAGGGAAAUGCUUUUGACAGAGUUUAGAUCUUACUCAACAUCAGAAUAUUUAUAAUAGAGGCUCUUUGAAUAUAAGGAGUGUGAGAAGGCUUUUAGUCUUUCCAUGUAGCUUAAUCAUCAUAACCCUCAUCCAGGUGAGAAACUGAAAGAAUACAGAAAGCCCUUUAAUGUGUCAAACCUUGUUGAACAUCAAAGUAUUCAUGCUAGUAUGAAACCAUAUGAGUGGAAAUGUGGGAAAGGGUUUAAUUGAGGUUCAAACCUCAGCAUCAGAAAAUUGAUUCUGCUUAAAAACCUUUUGUAAGGAAUGUAGGAAAGCUUUUAGAUGUCACGGUUAGUGAACAUCACUGAAUUCAUACUGAUGGGAAGCCCUAUGAGUGUAAAGGUGUGAGAAAUCCUUUAGACAAGUGUUCGUUGCUUAUCAAUUCACGCAGGUCUGGAACCCUGUGAUUAAGAAUGUGGGAAAGUCUUCAAAUGGUUUGCUUUGUUGACCUCAGAAAAUUUAUAAUGUCACAAGUCCUAUGAAUAUAAAGAGUGUGGAGAAGGCUCUGUAUAAAAAAUUUACUUACUUGAGAAUUUA